AUGAGCAGCACCAGUAUCUUGAAAUUGGCUGUCCUUUUUGUCGGGAUUUCUCCAUUGGUCGAUGGAUUAGGUCUGGGGGAACCUCCGGACGGAAAGGCUUGCUUGGCCGCUUGGACGGAUGGCUCGGCUCCUUACAAUUCGAAUCAGGCCAUACAACUACAUGAGCGGAGCGGGGGGGCCGAUGAAUGCAACCCAGGUGGUAGAGACGGGGACACCGGCAGCGAUCUAUCUGACGGCCGAUCCGCAAUCGCUGGACCAAGUGAGCAACCAAGACCUGAGGCUGCUUGGCCAACAGAUCACAGGCUACCAGCUCGUCCCAAAGACCACCAGCACGACUCCAUCACCUCCUCCACCAUGCGACAGGUCACAGGGCAGUCUGCAGCCGACCGGCGACGGCCCCGUUCCCCAUCACCUCCUCCACCAUGCGACAGGUCACGGGGAACCACUCCCAGCCUGCCCAGCAAAGGCUACAUAGUCCCCGGCCAAGACCCCUCAACGGACAACAAGUUCUACGUCUCCUCCUCCGCAGCUCUGUCCCGUCCCUCAGCCCCCGAAACUCCACCCUUACUGAUCUAG
Molecule: messenger RNA, 576 nt
Organism: Puccinia graminis f. sp. tritici CRL 75-36-700-3
Lineage: Eukaryota; Fungi; Basidiomycota; Pucciniomycetes; Pucciniales; Pucciniaceae
Exons: 3
Coding region: 1-576 (191 amino acids)
Source: RefSeq, a predicted model, not a curated record